AUGAAAAAGGACGUGCUGGCAGAGACGAGAUAUGUCGAACUGGUGCUUGUCGUGGAUCAGAAUCUGUAUCAGAAUAUGAACAGUAAUAGAGGAGCUGUGUUGCGAAGAAUGAUUGACAUUGCCAAUACAGUCGACCUGUAUUACAGACCAUUCAACAUUCGCAUUGCUCUGAUUGGAGUGGAGGUGUGGACUGUAGACCAAAUCCCCGUUAGUACGAAAUCAACACCAACAUUGAAUCACUUCCUGAAGUGGAGGCAUGAAACACUUCUACCACGACUGUACAAUGACAAUGCCCAACUCCUCAUAGGUGGCCAUUUUGAGGAUGACAUCGCAGGUUUGGGAAGUUUAGGUGCCAUGUGUUCAGCAAGCCAAUCUGGAGGAAUAAAUACAGACAACCGGCCCAGCCACUUGGUUGCUGCUUCAACCAUUGCACAUGAAAUGGGACACAAUUUUCAGAUGAGACAUGAUGAUCCAUCACAGAAUUGUAAAUGUGCAGACAAGGUCGCCGGCUACUGCAUCAUGGAACCAGCAAUGGGUUCAGUUGUGCCAACAGCCUUCAGCAGUUGCAGCCGACAGGACUUGGUGAAUAGCAUCAGCCGUGGUCUCGGGAUAUGUCUGUACAACUUACCGAAUCUUGACCAGCUGGUCGCAGGCCGUGAGUGUGGGAACUUUUUCUUAGAGAAAGACGAGGAAUGUGACUGCGGCAAACCUGUGGUUUGCAACAACAAAGGUAACUGUCACUGUGAUGUUGGUUGGGCUCCUCCAUUUUGUAAAACCAAGGGGGCUGGUGGCAGCAUUGACAGUGGACCCAUGACUAGAAAAGGCACAGAUUCAGACACCUACCAGCCAACUGUAGGAUUUUAUGAAUCAUGA
Molecule: messenger RNA, 873 nt
Organism: Rhincodon typus (whale shark)
Lineage: Eukaryota; Metazoa; Chordata; Chondrichthyes; Orectolobiformes; Rhincodontidae
Product: disintegrin and metalloproteinase domain-containing protein 19-like
Exons: 8
Coding region: 1-873 (290 amino acids)
Biological process (GO): proteolysis
Molecular function (GO): metalloendopeptidase activity
Source: RefSeq, a predicted model, not a curated record